Messenger RNA from Triticum dicoccoides, 1837 nucleotides. RefSeq names its product microfibrillar-associated protein 1-like. The coding region runs from base 263 to 1588 and encodes 441 amino acids. The record is from RefSeq and is a predicted model, not a curated record. The transcript is spliced from 2 exons. Lineage: Eukaryota; Viridiplantae; Streptophyta; Magnoliopsida; Poales; Poaceae.
GCGCCGCCGGAACCUCCACCUCCACCUCCACCGCCUCUGCCCCCUCCCACCCCCCACCCCCCCACCAAAGCACCGCCACAGGAGCCCUUCCGUCUCCUCCCCUCCACCGGAUCCAUAUCAGACGCGGUUCUUUCCUUCCCUUGGCAAUCAAACCCUAGCCUACUCGGAUUUGUCUUCGCUUUAUUAGGGUUGGACACCGCCUCCACCGCGCUCCCCCUCCCAGUCACCGCCUCAAACCGUCCAGCGGCCGAGCGCGAGCACCAUGUCCGUGGCGGCGGGGGUCAGCGAUGCGGCCAUCGCGGUGCGCGACAAGCUGCGGGGCAAGAUCGGCCAGACCAAGGUGAAGCGCUACUGGCCGGGGAAGAAGCCCGAGUGGGCCGACGAGGCCGAGGACGACAUAGAUCUCCGCGCGGCCAGGGUCUCCCUCGACGAGGCGUUCCCCAAGGCCGAGGAAGGGGACCGGGACCGGGACCGGCCCCCCAAGGACGACCGGCGGCUGCGGCGGCUCGCGGAGACGCGCGCGGAGAACAAGGAGGAGCUCAGGGCCGACCACCGCCGCAUCCGGCAGGCCGAGAUCGUGUCCACCGCCGAGGAGGAGCGGGACAGGCAGGAGGCGCAGGCGGAGGAGGAGGACGACGAGGACGCGCAGGAGGAGCGGCGGAGGAGAAUCAAGGAGCGGCAGCGCCUGCGGGCGCAGGAGGAGGAGGAGCUGCUCCCGCAGGAGGAUGAGCCGCUGGAGGAUGACGUGCAGGAGUCGGAGGAGUCCGAGUACGAGACCGACUCGGAGGACGAGCAGAUGGGCAUGGCCAUGGUGAAGCCCGUCUUCAUACCCAAGGCGCAGCGGGACACCAUCGCCGAGCGCGAGCGGCUCGAGGAGGAGGAGCGGCAGGCGGAGGAGAACAUCAGGAAGAGGCUCGAGGCUAGGAAGAUUGAGACCAGGCAGAUUGUGGUGGAGGAGAUCAGGAAGGAUGAGCACAUUCAGAAGGCGCUCAACGAGGAUGCUAGCAUCGAGGAUGUCGACACGGAUGAUGAGCUGAACGAAGCUGAGGAGUAUGAGUCAUGGAAGAACCGUGAGAUGGCGCGGAUUAAGAGGGACAGGGAGGAAAGGUAUGCAAGGUUGAAGGAGAAGGAAGAGAUUGACAAGGUGAGGAAUAUGACUGAGGAGGAGCGCCGGGAGUGGGAGAAGAAGAACCCGAAACCUUCUCUCCAGAAGUCCAAACAGAAGUGGAACUUUAUGCAAAAGUACUACCACAAGGGUGCCUUCUUCCAGGAGAGUGGUGAUGACGUGAGUCAGUCAGCUGGUAGAGACGCUAUAUACACCCGUGAUUUCUCUGCGCCCACCGGUGAAGAUAAGAUGGACAAGAGCAUCUUGCCUAAGGUCAUGCAAGUCAAGCAUUUCGGGCGGAGUGGCAGAACAAAGUGGACACAUCUUGUUAACGAGGACACUACUGACUGGGAUGCACCAUGGGCUACAAACGGGCCGCUGCGAACAAAAUAUAAUGCAAAAAUGGCGGGCAUGAAUGCACCUAUUGCUAAACCAAAGGGAAGUAAGAAGAUGAAGGAUUGGGAUACAAAGCGAGAUGAUUAAAUGUUUGUUUUGUUGGCUUUGACCCGGUACCACUCUCCUACUACCAUAUGAUCACUAGCUGAAAAUGGUGCUUAUGCAGAUGUUUUAUUUCUUUAUGUUGAUCACAUAUGAGACAUGUGCUAUCAUUUAGUCUUGUACUAUCUUGCAAAAUGCUUUUUCGGAGAAGUAUUUUGUACAUAUAUGUUUCUGUGACUUCUCGCGACAGGCGCAUCUUCUAUAAUAUUUGCUUGAAAAUUUUGUCGUUUGCUA